Molecule: messenger RNA, 3115 nt
Organism: Nymphalis io (European peacock)
Lineage: Eukaryota; Metazoa; Arthropoda; Insecta; Lepidoptera; Nymphalidae
Product: esterase FE4-like
Exons: 3
Coding region: 53-1744 (563 amino acids)
Source: RefSeq, a predicted model, not a curated record
GGAACAGUAAACGUGUUACACGUGCGAUCGGUUUCAUUUACAUGUGUGCGUUAUGUUGUUAUUUUUGUGCUUGUGUGCGUUAGCGGCUGCGUCUGCGCAAGACGCGCCAACGGUGAACAUAAAGCAAGGUGUCAUAAUAGGAUCUCGAGUCGCUGAUGGAAAUUACUUAUCAUUCUAUGGAAUUCACUAUGGCGGUCCAACCUCGGGUGAAAAUAGAUUCAAGGCACCAACUGAACCUCCUGUAUACCCUGGCGAAUAUCACGCUGUCAGCAGCGACAUAAUAUGCGCUCAACCGUCUCCACGAGGACUCAUUGGUAUUGAGGACUGUCUUGUGCUCAACAUUCACACAAAGAACUUGACAACGCCAAAACCAGUAAUAGUUUGGCUUGAAGGCGAAGAAUAUCAAUCGACGAGCAAGAUUUUGUAUUCAUUUAAGGAAUUAGUUCAAAAAGAUGUAGUAGUUGUGUCUAUUAACUAUAGGCUUUCUAUUUUUGGUUUCCUUUGUCUAGGCGUUCCUGAAGCGCCUGGUAAUGCUGGAUUGAAAGACGUCAUCCAUGCAUUAAAAUGGAUUCAAUCUAACAUAGCCGCGUUCGGAGGGGAUCCCAGCAAAGUAACAUUACUCGGUCAUGGAUCUGGAGCAGCUAUGGUAGAUCUGAUCACUUUGUCACCAUUAUCGAAAGGCUUAAUUCAUUAUGCCAUGGUCCUCAGUGGUUCCGCGUUAGCUCCGUGGGCUAUGGCGUAUGAUCCUAUAGGUUAUGCAAAGGAAUUUGGAGCGAAAUUACAAUAUACUGACAAAAACCCUAGUAAAUUAGCUAAAUUGCUUUCAACGACUGAUAUAAAUGUACUUUCUAGUGUACUAAACGAGUUUGAAUUUUAUAACAAUACGCCAUUAUUUGCUCCCUGUAUUGAAAACGUUAAAUUGAAUCCAAAUGGUACAUUUAUUUCUGAUGCUCCGAUUAAUAUAUUGAGAUCUGGGAAGUAUACUGAUAUACCUUACGUGGCUGGUUUCACGGACAGGGAAGGUACAAUGCGUGCUAAAGAAGCCGCUCUUAAUAAUUGGCUUGACAAAAUGAAUAAUAACUUUGAGGACUUUUUAACGGUGGACCUUGCAUUUAAGUCUAAAAACGAUAGGUUAAAUGUAAGCAAGAUUGUUCGUGAGUUUUAUUUCAACCAACGCAUGGUUAAUAUGGAAACUAUUGAAGAUUUCUUAGACUACCAAGGAGACGUUUUAGUACUAGUACCAGUUACAAGAGGAACUAUUGAGAGAGCCCUUACUUCGAAAUCUGCAGUGAGAAUGUUUGAAUUUGCAUUUCGAGGCGCCAAAAACUCUGACUGGGCAUAUCCUCAAAUACCUUUGACCGGUGUGAGGCACGGUGGUAUUCUGAAUUAUCUGUUUGAUUACGAUUUAAAAGAAAAAUCAAAUAAUGAUCCAAAAAAAUCGAUGGUAGAGCGAACUGUGCAUUUUGCUCAAACGGGGAUACCUCAACCAACAAACAGUGUGGAAUGGAGACCUAUAACAAGCAGUAGCAUCAACUUGCUGUACUUAAGUGGCGGAGAGGUUCAAACUGACCUUAUCAUAUACAAGGAAGAAGGAUUAGGCAAUCGUAAUAGUGAACGGACAGACUUUUGGAACAAGAUUUUUGAUGAAUAUUAUCAACCGCCGAGACCUGUAUCUUCUGCGAAUAAUCUGCUAGGCUUUGGACUAAUUACAUUAAUCACGCAUAUUUUUAUUACAUUUUUAUAAAUAUUAUAUUAUUUAGAUAGUUUUUUGUAAAGCAAAUGCAUGUGACAGGUAAUAUACGUAACGUAAAGGUAAAUGAAAAAUAUUUUAAAUAAGGCUUUUUUAUCUAUCACAAGAAAAGUUUUUUUUUUAUAUUGUUGUUGUAUAAAGCUUUAUAUUAUAUAACAUUCAUACAAAAAUAAUAUAUUAUAUUUAUAUAUGAGCAAAGACUUGGUAUUAAUAGUUCAAUUUAAAAAUAAUUUCUGCGAAAUCAUGAAAACGUGAAAGGUGCUAACAGUAUUAAACCUAUUCCUUAUGUUUAAAAAAUGAAUUUAAUGUAUUAGAAUAAGUUCCUUAUAAUUUAAGAAUUAAUUAUGUGUAAAUUAUAUUCCAUUACAAAUAUGUACCUUAAAGUAUCAUUACGCAGCUAUUACAAUAUUAAAUAUAAAAAAUUUAGUUUAUAAUACUUUUUUAUUAAUUUGACUGUUAUAGCAGAAAUGGAUAAGGACAUUUUUUCAUGAUUAAAUUGGAAAACAUAUUACCUUACGGGUAUGAUAUCCUUUACAUAAGUAUGAUUACUUUGUUAUUGCCAGUUGGUUUAUCGACUUCCAUAUGAGGUUGUUGAACCCCACUACCAGUUUUGAAAUCCAAAUAAUCAAAUUUGGAAAGGAUGUUUUUUGUUUCAAUUAUUUUUGUUAGAAAUUGCAAUUGUUAAUGCAUAUAUGCUUGGAUGACACUCAAGAGCUAUAAUAUUUAGCUGUUAGCCUUAGAUAAUUAUUGUGAAAUUCCACACCUACUACAGUUUUUUUUAUAACUAUUUAAUUCUGACGGAUUGGUAGAUACUUGCCUUUCAGGCGAAGGUUGAGACGCCGAACCUUUGGGUUCGAUUCCCGCCCAGGACAGACAUUUGUGUGCAUGAACAUGUCUGUUUGUCCCAAGUCUGGGUGUAAUUAUCUAUAUAUAAGUUAAUAUUUACAAAAUAAAAGUAGUAUAUGUCGUAUAUCAGUUGACUGGUUUCCAUAGUACAAGCUCUGCUUAAUUUGGGAUCAGAUGGCCGUGUGUGAAUAAUUAAUUAAAAUACAACACGAAGGAAAUAUUAUUUUUUCAUUCAAGUUUGAUUCAACAAUUUUUCGAAAUCUCGCAUGAGUAAGUGUAAAAAUAAAAUUAGUUAUGCCUUUAAAAUUAAUAAGUAUAUAAGUUUUUGUGUUAAAUGUGCGUUGGAUGAUUUGAAAACAAUUUAUAAUGCAAUAAAAAUUAAUAAAAUGAGAUUUUUUUAUUAACCGAACACGUCUAUGUCAUAAGAAGUGAUAAAAAUAUGUUUUCGGUAUUGAAAUGCUACAUUUCGUAUCCAGCUACAGGCUACACUGUUCUUUAUUUUGUAGGGAAAUAAACUUA